Molecule: messenger RNA, 12539 nt
Organism: Coregonus sp. 'balchen'
Lineage: Eukaryota; Metazoa; Chordata; Actinopteri; Salmoniformes; Salmonidae
Source: the annotation of a GenBank genome assembly
GUUGGAAACAGGAGAGAAAAACAUUGUGAAUAGUUAAAGUAACUAGGAAAAUAGCGAUACAAAUUUGAAACUACCGCUCAUUUUGCACAUAAAGGUAAGUGUGCUGACAUACUCUCCAAAACAAGCUAGCUACUUUAUGGUAGAAAAGCGAAACAUCUACCACAACGCAGCCUGGACGUUGGAUGUCAUUCAUUUAGCCGCUAACUAGCUAGCUAAGAGAUUACUGUAACUAUUAGCUAUCUGUUUAUGAAGUUGCACAUGUUCGGCCUUUUCAAAGCGAAGCAUUGUUUUUGAGGUGUGAGUUUGAUGGGUUUAUUUUUCAUUAUUAUCUCAAUUUACCUGCCAAUGCGUGCAGUAUCUAGCUAACAUUAACGUGCAGUUCCUGUGUGUAUGUACCUGAAACGUUGUACAUAAACAUCUGAAUCAAUAACACAGCUAACUAAUUGCAGAAUUGGAGUAGACAACAUUCAUUGGUUUGUAGAAGGUACUCUUUGCAGAAAGCUAAAUCAUGUGCGGGUGGGUGAUGCAAUUAAAAUGCUAAUCCAUUAUAGUUUCCCCUUACUCAGUCCCUUUCACAAUGGAGACGGAUCUGUAUGACGAGUUUGGGAACUACAUUGGUCCAGAACUAGACUCUGACGAGGAUGAUGAUCUGGAGGCAGACAACAGAGAUGUGGAUGAGGUUUGUUUACUGAAAUCAACAGCCAGCCUAGACAUGAAUGCACAUUACAAUGCAGCCUAACCAAAAUGAAGUAGGGGUGUUUAUAAUGUCUGGUCAAUUCAUGACAUGCUUGUGUCCCUCUCUGCUCUGUGAAGGCUGAUGAGGAUGAUGAUGAUGAGCCGGCUGAUGCUGAUGAAGAUGUCCCAGGGAUGGAGGUAGUUCUGCACGAGGAUAAGAAAUACUAUCCUACAGCAGAGGAAGUGUAUGGGCCGGAGGUGGAAACUUUAGUCCAGGAAGAGGACGCACAGCCCCUCACAGGUCAGACACUACACAUACACACAGUUUCAAUAAUACACACUCAAGCACAUGGAUGCAUUCAUUCAGAAAUGGUAGUAUUAAACUGAUUCCCAUUUUCUCUCCAUCCCAAUCAGAACCCAUCAUCAAGCCUGUAAGGAACAAGCAGUUCACUCUGAUGGAACAGGAGCUGCCUUCCACUGUUUAUGACAUGGAGUACGUUCACCAGUUUCACUGUUGUAAACUAGACCUGCGUCUGUCUGUCUCUCUGUCUAUUCUCACAAAUGGUUGAUGUUUAACCCCUUUCCUCCUUUGUGCAGGUUCCUGGCUGACCUGAUGGACAGUCCAGAGCUGAUCCGUAACGUCACUCUGUGUGGCCACCUGCAUCACGGCAAGGUCAAACACUCAGCAUUUGACCUGCUUUAGUAACAGACCAGGCUAGAUCAUAGCUGUUAGUAGCUAGACUAUUUGCCUUAUUGUGAUUUAAUGGAUUUGUUUCUUGUCUGCAGACAUGUUUCGUGGACUGCCUGAUUGAACAGACACACCCAGAGAUCAGGAAGAGAGACGACAUGGAUGUGAGUUUACUCUCCAGCUAGACUACACUGCCCCAAACUUGCUGCUCACCUUUCAUCCUAAUUUGGAGAAAUCCUCUAACCAGUUGUAAUCUGAAAUACUCUUGUGUAUACUGUAAAUGAGCCAUUCAUUCACUGUGUUUUUCUUUGGUGCUUCAGCUCCGUUACACAGAUAUCCUCUUCACUGAGCAGGAGGUAAGUUGUUGUUAUUGUAUUCAGAGCUAUGACAAGUUGAUGCAGAAUUGUGUAUCUCCCAUAUAAGUGCAUUGUGUUGACUCCUAUGGGGUGCCUCCACAGAGAGGGGUUGGUAUCAAGAGCACCCCCGUCACAAUGGUACUUCCAGACUCCAGAGGCAAAUCCUUCCUCUUCAACAUCAUGGACACACCAGGUAUGCAGGAAUGUAGGGGAGAUUAAAAGAGUAAUCAAGGGUGGUUGAUUUAUAUAAUUUACCGCCUCGCUGUGUGAUGUUAGGUUGGCUGCUUUAGAAAGGCAGAGCGGAACCUCAUACCCUUUGUCAUCCCUGCAGGCCACGUGAACUUUUCGGAUGAGGUGACAGCAGGCAUCCGACUCUCCGACGGCAUCGUACUUUUCAUCGACGCAGCAGAAGGAGUGAGUCCACUUACUUUUAAUACUUUUUUUAUUUUUAACUCAAAUCCCCAUUCACCUCUGCAUCUCUGUAUUGUGUCGCACUUCCAUUAUCAUACUUUGCUUCAGUGUUUGGCCUAAAGACUCAGGCUUUUGUGUUUCCACCUCUGAGGCUUGGCCCCAAAAAGUCAAAUGUACCAUUCCUCCCCUAACCCAGGCAUCUGCCCCGCUGUGUGUCUUUAGGUGAUGUUGAACACAGAACGUCUGAUCAAGCACGCAGUCCAGGAGCGUCUGGCCAUCACCAUCUGCAUCAACAAGGUGGACCGCCUCAUCGUGGAGCUCAAGCUGCCCCCUACAGACGCCUACUACAAACUACGCCACAUAGUGGACGAGGUCAACGCCAUGCUCAGGUACUGACGUGGGGAGAGCCUGAUAACCAUGGCUAGGGGCAAACACUGAGGGGUGUGGAGGAAAGGAAAUAUCGGAAUGAUUUCAGAUGAGAUUACUACGUGUAGCAAGCAGAGCACUGAGCAUUUGUAAAGAAGAUUCCAUUGCAGAAUGAAACCAUGAAUGUGAAAACAAAACUUCUAGCAUUGAGAGUAGCCUGUUGUAGUGUCCAGUGUGUGUCAUUGACCGUGGCUCCUCUCUCCCCUUUCCCUCAGCACCUACUCUACAGAUGAGAACCUGGUGGUGUCUCCUCUCCUGGGGAACGUGUGUUUCGCCAGCUCUCAGUACUGUGUCUGCUUCACCCUGGGCUCCUUCGCCAAGAUCUACUCCGACACCUAUGGUGAGACGACCCCUCCCCCCAGAAAACAAGCACAGUUCCACACACUGGUCACUUUCUCCCACACCUCUUACAAAUUACACUGUUAACCCUUCUCUCUGGUGUUGCAGGUGACAUCAACUACACAGAGUUUGCCAAGAGGCUGUGGGGAGACAUUUACUUCAACCCCAAAACGUAAGUGGCUUUCAUUUAGGAGCAUUUAGACUUCUCAUUUAGGAACAUUUAGACUUUUCAUUUAGGGUCAUUUAGAGUUUUUGUCUGUAAUGAAGAAAGAACCCUGUUUUGCCUUCUUUCCUCAGGCGCAAAUUCACUAAGAAAGCACCCACUAGUAACUCCCAGCGUAGCUUUGUGGAGUUUGUGCUGGAGCCUCUGUACAAGAUCCUAUCCCAGGUAAGACCACUUUAACCAAUCAUCUCCUAGAAAACAAGUCUUAUACGCUACAUGCACAGAUUAGCACUUUUGUGUAGACAUGUCUGUUCCCUCAAACACAGUAUCCCUGAGUCCAAAAAAGGAAAAGGUGAUUGCAUCUCCCAUAAAAGACCGCAACAGUUUUUUUUUCAGUUCACGGUGCUCUUAUUUAAAAGCUGACGCAUUGCGACCUCGAUCGGUCUUUGUCAGAAAAAGGAAGCUUUGAGAAAGGCAGAUCGAGAUCGAAACACGUCAGCUUUUGAAAUAAAUAGGCGCACCAUGAAUUGAAAAGUGUUGUUGCGGCCUUUUAUGGGAUAUGCCAUCACAUUUUCUUGUUUGGACUACAUUACUUUACCCAGAAGACCACCCUAUUCCAUAAGUAGCGCUAGCACAUCUCAACAUUACACUACACCAAUGACUUAUGGCCCUCUCUCUCUCUCUCCCUCCCUUCUCUCUCUCUCCCAGGUGGUGGGUGAUUGUGACACGUCUCUGCCUCGGGUGCUGGAUGAGCUGGGGAUCCACCUGGUCAAAGAGGAGCUGAAGCUCAACAUCAGACCUCUACUCAGGCUGGUCUGUAAACGCUUCUUUGGCGAGUUCACCGGUACGUACGCCUCCCGCCACCCCUGUUUCCUCUCUAACCUCUACUGCCUCCUCAUAUACCGCUCAAUAACUAUAUCUCAUGUUUAAUCUUAUUCACAGAGGUCAUUUACAGUUGAGACAUGUUUAUCUUCUGCCUAAUUCUAUUGUAUGCGUUCUCAUUAUAGGCUCUUACUGUACGUUUGCGUACACGAUGACUCACUGUAUGUGGUUAAGCUAUUACCUCUCUGGCCAGUGUAUCUGCAUACAGCCUUGGAUAAUCAGUGGUGUAAUUGGACACAAUCUUAUGUUUCUGGUGAAUGUGACAAACAUACAGUGAGGGAAAAAAGUAUUUGAUCCCCUGCUGAUUUUGUACGUUUGCCCACUGACAAAGACAUGAUCAGUCUAUAAUUUUAAUGGUAGGUUUAUUUGAACAGUGAGAGACAGAAUAACAACAAAAAAAUCCAGAAAAACGCAUGUCAAAAAUGUUAUAAAUUGAUUUGCAUAUUAAUGAGGGAAAUAAGUAUUUGACCCCUCUGCAAAACAUGACUUAGUACUUGGUGGCAGCAGGUGGCUUAGUGGUUAAGAGCGUUGUGCCAGUAACCGAAAGGUCGCUGGUUCUAAUCCCUGAGCCGACUAGGUGAAAAAUCUGUCUGUGCCCUUGAGCAAGGCACUUAACCCUAAUUGCUCCUGUAAGUCGCUCUGGAUAAGAGCGUCUGCUAAAUGAUGAAAAUGUAAUGUAAUGUUGUAGUUGGCCACCAGGUUUGCACACAUCUCAGGAGGGAUUUUGUCCCACUCCUCUUUGCAGAUCUUCUCCAAGUCAUUAAGGUUUCGAGCCUGACGUUUGGCAACUCGAACCUUCAGCUCCCUCCACAGAUUUUCUAUGGGUUUAAGGUCUGGAGACUGGCUAGGCCACUCCAGGACCUUAAUGUGCUUCUUCUUGAGCCACUCCUUUGUUGCCUUGGCCGUGUGUUUUGGGUCAUUGUCAUGCUGGAAUACCCAUCCAUGACCCAUUUUCAAAGCCCUGGCUGAGGGAAGGAGGUUCUCACCCAAGAUUUGACAGUACAUGGCCCCGUCCAUCGUCCCUUUGAUGCGGUGAAGUUGUCCUGUCCCCUUAGCAGAAAAACACCCCCAAAGCAUAAUGUUUCCACCUCCAUGUUUGACGGUGGGGAUGGAGGAGAACAGGGUGAAAGUGUUGUGGUCAGAUGAGACCAAAAUCAAGCUCUUUGGCAUCAACUCAACUCGCCGUGUUUGGAGGAGGAGGAAUGCUGCAUCAGACGGGCCUGUAUAUGUGCUUUCUUGAGCAGGGGGACCUUGCGGGUGCUGCAGGAUUUCAGUCUUCACGGCGUGGGUGUGUUACCAAUUGUUUUCUUGGUGACUAUGGUCCCAGCUGCCUUGAGAUCAUUGACAAGAUCCUCCUGUGUAGUUCUGGGCUGAUUCCUCACCAUUCUCAUGAUCAUUGUAACUCCACGGUGAGAUCUUGCAUGGAGCCCCCGGCCAAGGGAGAUUGACAGUUAUUUUGGUUUCUUCCAUUUGCGAAUAAUCGCACCAAAAUGUUGUCACCUUCUCACCAAGCUGCUUGGCGAUGGUCUUGUAGCCCAUUCCAGCCUUGUGUAGGUCUACAAUCUUGUCCCUGACAUCCUUAGAGAGCUCUUUGGUCUUGGCCAUGGUGGAGAGUUUGGAAUCUGAUUAAUUGAUUGCUUCUGUGGACAGGUGUCUUUUAUACAGGUCAAGAGUGUGCUCCUAAUCUCAGCUCGUUACCUGUAUAAAAGACACGUGGGAGCCAGAAAUCUUUCUGAUUGAGAGGGGUCAAAUACUUAUGUCCCUCAUUAAAUGCAAAUCAAUUUAUAACAUUUUUGACAUGUGUUUUUCUGGAUUUUUUUGUUGUUAUUCUGUCUCUCACUGUUCAAAUAAACCUACCAUUAAAAUUAUAGACUGAUCAUUUCUUUGUCAGUGGGCAAACGUACAAAAUCAGCAGGGGAUCAAAUACUUUUUUCCCUCACUGUACUAAUGUGAAGCCAAGCAUGACCUCCCUCCCUCCCCCUGCAGGCUUUGUGGACAUGUGCGUGCAGCACAUCCCCUCACCACAGGGGGGCGCCAAGAACAAGAUAGAGCACAGCUACACUGGAGGACUGGACUCAGACCUGGGGGAGGCCAUGGCAGAAUGCGACCCUGAUGUGAGUGUGACAGAGUGGGAAACACAAGCCCUGGGGAUGUGGGCUGGGGGUGAGAAGAGGCUAGAAGAAGACGGAUGGUAGUUGGUUUCUAAUAGGUGGAAUCUGUUUCCAGUGUUAAUCAAUAGCCUCAUUGCAACUGGAACCGCAAUUAAGCAAGCGGGUGAUUGGAAUUGACUGGGAGUGAAGUGAGUUAUUUAAAAAAAACCAAUAGAUGGAAGAAGCCAGGACAAUGAAGGGCAUUGAUCACAAACAUUCCAAAUGCCCUUUAGAGAUCCUCUAGCCAAUAAUGAAGUGAGAGGCUUGAGAUGUAACAAAUAGUUGCUUUUGAAUUGUCACACUGCUCUGUUAGAUAAACGUAGUUAUUAACCUUUUCUAUUUCCUUUUAACCCUCUUUCCUCUCUCCCUAUAUCCUUCCUUUAUUGCUCGUUCUCUUUCCCCUCUUCUCUCCUCCUCCCAUCAGGGUCCUCUGAUGUGCCACACCACUAAGAUGUACAGUACGGAGGACGGGGUGCAGUUCCAUGCGUUUGGCCGAGUGCUGAGCGGUACCAUCCAGGCGGGCCAGCCAGUCAAGGUGCUGGGAGAGAACUACACUCUGGAGGACGAGGAGGACUCACAGGUCUGCACGGUGGGACGCCUCUGGAUCAACGUCGCCAGGUAAUGGGUAUCACUGUUAAUAUGCCACCUCGUGGACACAUCAUUUGGCCUGCAUCCCAAAUGGCACUCUAUUCCGUACAUGGUGCACUAAUUUGGAUCAGAGCUUUAUGGGCCCUGGUCAAAAGUAACGCACUAUAUAGGCAAUAGGGUGCCAUUUGGGGUGAAGCCUGAAUGUUCAUUAUAACAAGUUGUCGGUUAUGUAUUCAUUAGUCAAACACCCCUGUUGGGUUUCUUCUCUAGUCUCUGGUCCUCAAUAUUAUUAUUAUAAUAAUUUGGUGGGUGCUUAUAUUUGUCCUAUUUCACACAUGUUCAAGUGUGUAUUAUACACGUGUGAAUUGGAAAUGUGUUUUUUGCUUAUCUCAACUCCCCCUGAGACGUCAAUAUAUGACAUCUCUAAGUGUUCAGUAUGAGAAGUUGUCGGUCCUUUACACCAACAGUUCUAGCUCCAAACCCCUUCAUGUUCUAAACCACAGAUACCAGAUAGAGGUGAACCGUGUGCCUGCUGGAAACUGGGUUCUCAUUGAGGGCUGUGACCAGCCCAUCGUCAAGACAGCCACCAUCACCGAGCCCAGAGGGAACGAGGAAGCCCAGAUCUUCCGGCCGCUCAAGUUCAACACGGCGUCUGUCAUCAAGAUCGCUGUGGAGCCAGUCAACCCGUCAGAGCUGCCCAAGAUGUUGGACGGACUGAGGAAGGUCAACAAGAGCUACCCCUCCCUCACCACCAAGGUGGAGGAGUCAGGCGAACAUGUUAUCUUGGGUACUGGGGAACUCUACCUGGACUGUGUCAUGCACGACCUGCGGAAGAUGUACUCUGAGAUCGACAUCAAGGUCAGUUCUCACUCUCUCACAUGUCCCUUCACCCAAUUGGAACAAACUCAUCUUCCUGUAUUAUAAUUGUAACAUCUUGAACAAAAUACCCUUUGUCUAGUGUUAUUCCUUGAUUAGUUUUUUCAGUACUGAGUCUCCCUUUCCUCUUUCUCCCAGGUGGCUGACCCCGUGGUGACUUUCUGUGAGACAGUAGUGGAGACAUCGUCUCUCAAGUGCUUUGCCGAGACGCCAAACAAGAAGUAAGCGUCCACCAUUAUCUCCCAUGGGUCACCAUUGAACUAGCCUACAGUACACUAAACGACUAGUGUGUGAAUCCCAAAUAGCACCCUAUUUCCUUUUAUAGUGCACUACUUUUGACCGGUGGCCAGAGGGUUUUGACCAGCCCUCAUAAGGCUCUGGCCAGAAGUAGUGCACUAUAUAGGGAAUAGGGUACCAUAUGGGAUGCAUUCUGUUUCAUGUUGAGGUGUGAUAUUAGCGUGCUGGGUCUAGACCAGCUGGAUGGGAGACGGAGUGCUGUGUCUGUUUGACUGGCGGUUGUGUGUUUUGAUUGACAGGAAUAAGAUCACCAUGAUUGCCGAGCCUCUGGAGAAGGGCCUGGCUGAGGACAUAGAGAACGAGGUGGUGCAGAUCACAUGGAACAGGUACGGGACACACACCUGCACACCUCCUAUUCAUACAAAGAGUUCACCUGCUGUAUCCUUCUAGCUGUCCACAUAUCAGUGUCUCAACCCAAACAGACACCAGCCAUCACAGAACACCUGUCUUGACCAUACCUUGAGGCCUAUCCUCCUAUCCACAGCUGUAGCCCUGUGUGUGUGUGUGUGUGUGUGUGUGUUUUGGAAGUGGACAGUGUCAGGCCCGCUGUAUGCUGCUCAUCUGUGAACCCAUCUGGGCCUGGCAUUGCCAACGUGAGCCACAGUGCCAAGGCAGUGACACACUAACUUGACAACCCAUUAAACAAACUCUGUCCCCUCUGUUCCUCUUCCUGUCACCCCCCCCCUCAUCCCCACGGACACCACUCACUAAUCCUUCCUGUUGUUUAAUCUCUGGUUCCAGGAAGAAGCUAGGAGAGUUUUUCCAGACCAAGUAUGACUGGGAUCUGCUGGCUGCCAGGUCUAUCUGGGCUUUUGGGCCCGAUACCACCGGGCCUAACAUCCUGGUAGAUGACACCCUGCCUUCUGAGGUGAGACCAGGGCUCUGGGGUCAGGCUGGGUUGGGAUGUGGAGAGUUGGGUAGGGAUGGGCUAGGGGAGAUGGGGUGUGGAUGGCUGGUGGUCUUUGGGUCAGGCUGGGGUAGGUUGGCCAGGCCAGGCUCUGAGGUGAGGCUCUGGGGUCAGACUGGGCUGCUUUGUGGGUCAGCCUGCCUGUCUAGGCCUAACUGUAAACAGACUGUCAGUGCGUGUUGGAGUGAUUUCUGGACGAGUGUUCUGGACGAGUGUUGGCCCUCUGUUGACACCGGCGUGAUCAUGGUGACAUUGACCCAUUGAAUGGCACGGACAGCAGUGCCCGGUCAUUGGGCGCAACAACCUCUGUCUUGUGUUAGUGUUAUGCCACCUGGAAGUCAAGAAAAUGUAUGCUCAAUGAGAACAAUCAAUCUCUCCAUAUUGAUCUUUGAUUGUUAUGACACUGAAUCACACUGUAGGGUGUAAUGAAGGCAAUUUUGUGUCCAUUUAUAUACAGACGUGUGUAGCUUUGCAUGGGUGAUAUGUCUCCAGUAAGUUGACGGCGUGUUGUUGUGUGUAGGUGGACAAGGCUCUGCUGGGCUCAGUUAAGGACAGCAUCGUCCAGGGCUUCCAGUGGGGCACCAGGGAGGGGCCCCUGUGUGACGAACGUAAGUGUCUUACCACUCUAUCUCUCACUCACACACACACACACACACACACACACACACACACACACACACACACACACACACACACCUAAUCACCUAACAGCUAUAUAUCCCCUCCCUAGCUAUCAGAAACGUGAAGUUUAAGAUUCUGGAUGCGGUCAUAGCACAGGAGCCUCUACACAGAGGAGGAGGACAGGUCAUCCCCACAGCCAGGAGAGUGGUGUACUCUGCCUUCCUCAUGGUGAGAUCCUCCCGCUCCCUCCUCUCUCUCUACCUCCCUCCCUCUCCCUUUCCUUUCUUCCAUCUCUUUCAUUAACUCUAGCUCCAUCUCUUGUUUCCUAUCCUUUUCCUCCUGAGUUUUUCUCCUGAGUUCCAUUACCUUGAUUAAAGUGCUGGUUUCUUCUGACUUGUUCUUUUUGUUGUAUUGACGUGUGAUAGUGUCCCUCUUUCAAGGGUUUCUUUUCUCUUUUUUUGGUUCCUUGCAUCCCUCCGUCAUUGCCCGCCUCUCAGCUUCUCUUCUCUCUGACUUUCUCCACAGUUCUUUCCUCCCCUGACCUCUAUCUUCUCUGCCACUGGCUCUCCCUCCUGCCCCCUCCCACUCUCUGGUUCUCCUGAUGGCUGUCCCAAUUAUUGUCCCGCUCCUGUCCCUCCCAGGCCACCCCCAGGUUGAUGGAGCCCUAUUACUUCGUAGAGGUCCAGGCCCCAGCUGACUGUGUGUCUGCUGUGUACACCGUACUGGCCAGACGGAGGUGAGCCCACAAACCACUAAAUAACUAUCAGUCUACUCUGUACCAUCCCAAUUACCCCACCCAUAACUUCUUGACUGACAUUUUUAAACCUUUAUUGUGCUGAUUGCUCAGAUGUGGUGGUUUUUGUUAUUUUAUUUGUUACAAUUCUAUCUGCUGUGUUUUGUAUUGUGCUACAGAGGUCAUGUGACCCAGGACGCCCCCAUCCCCGGGUCUCCCCUCUAUACCAUCAAGGCCUUCAUCCCAGCCAUCGACUCGUUUGGCUUCGAGACUGACCUGAGAACACACACACAGGGACAGGCUUUCUCCCUGUCCGUCUUCCACCACUGGCAGGUAGGAUCGCACGGACAGACACACGUGCGCACACACACACACACACUCACAGACAUGUGUGCCCUCUUUCUUUAUGCCCACCAGCUGUGUUAACAUACACAUGCACACACACUCGGACACAAUGAGAUGACAGAGUCACGAACCUCGUGCUCAUGCCUGCCACUCUGAGUAAAUUGGUUUUGAUGCUGACUAGGAGGGUGUUGAGUCAGCAGCUAUUGUGUACACUACAGUUGUCUCUGUCUUUCACCCUGUGUUGUGUGUGUGUCUCUCUCCUUCUCUUUGGCUGUGUCAAGCAAAAUUAAAUUGCUCCCCUCGCCCUCAUUUGCCCCAGCCUGCUUCCAGUCUCUCCUCUUCUGUAAACUGAAACGCAGGCUAUUCCUCUCCCUCUCAGUAGCGUGAUCAUCACUCCCUCCCAGUGUGGUGUGGAGAACCACCGUGUCGUGUGACACCAUUUAGCGGCCCUGCUCCAUCUGUUGAUUGGGCUGCAGACGCUCCAUUGAUUUUCCUCCCAUUCAAUCUUUCCCCCCGCAGGCCUGGGGUUUUGUUACGGCACAGUCCUAGGAAGUGGCCCAAAUGGCAUCCUAUUCCCUAUAUAGGCUAGUGCACUAAUAUUGACCAGGACCCAUAGGGCUAAAUAGGGAAUAGGGUGCCAUUUGGGAUUGGAACGCAGCCCCAUAUGGAGGAAGGAGUGAGGGAUUGCAGAGUUGGUCACAAAAUAGCCCCUCGCCUGAUUUGUGGCCAAGAGAUUCAGCCCCUCCCUCCCUCCUUGCUCUCCCUCCAACAGUCAUGUGACAUGUACCCAUGAAAGCGGGAUUGAGGUGCCAGUGAAGAUGAUAGGUUUAAGUAAUCAUUUUAAAACGCCAUUCUACUCAGAACUAGAUGUGCUAGCGUUGCAGUGAUGAAGAGCGCGUCAGAGACGGAGUGAAGUGAGAAGGCGCUGCCGUGUUAGUUUUGGCUGGCUGUAGGGCACAGACAUCCCCCUGACUCGGUAACAUGGAGAACGCCGGCUGACUAGUAGAGAAUAAAUCACGUAUUUGAGUGGUGAAAGGUUUAAGGACUGUGGUGGUGACUUUAUUAUUAGAAGUCUCUGCUCAGGUUUCUGCUUCUGUAUGUCUAGAUGUCAGUGUGUGUAUGAUAAUGUGAAGCUGUAGACUAGAUGUGGAAUUUCUCAAUCUGACCUUCGUCUUUUUCUUUUCAACCCUCUCGUGACCCCUGUUUCUACUCUCCUCUCCUCCUAGAUUGUGCCUGGCGACCCCCUGGACAAGAGCAUUGUUAUCAGGCCGCUGGAGCCCCAGCCUGCCCCUCACCUGGCCAGAGAGUUCAUGAUCAAGACCCGCCGGCGCAAGGUACGUAUGCUGCCCCACCCCCCUCACCAUGUCUGUGAGGGAAGGUGUGCUUUAUUAAGUAUGCACUGUUGCGCAGGGUCAGGCCAAUAAGCAUCAUGACAAUGUGACUGACUGUCCCUUGUUUCCAUGCAGGGUCUGAGUGAGGAUGUGAGCAUCAGCAAGUUCUUCGACGACCCUAUGUUGUUGGAGCUGGCCAAGCAGGACGUGGUGCUCAACUACCCCAUGUGAGGUGUCAGGAGAAGGGGAGACAAUGACCCAAGUACUACCCUCCUCCACCAGCACCACAACCAACAUCACCACACCACACCACACUGUAUGGGACUCAAAACCCCACUGAGGUGGGUGAACGUUGUCGCAGAGGGAAGCAGGGUCUGCCAGUUUUGUUUCCUGCCUUUAUGUUGGUGAGUUAUGUAGACUUUGUUAACCAGGUGAGGUCACUUACCAUCAUCAAUGACUUAAGUUCAUCAACGAAGCAUUGAUAUGGAACCCAACAGACCCUGCGAUCUCCUGUUAAGACUUUGCCCACCCAUGCUCUCCUUCUAGGGAGGGACUUUUAUUAUGAUAUAAUCUACAGUUGUAGGGGUUGGCGUGAUGUGGGAUAGCAACAUCUGACACCUCGUCAUCAGCACAAUUAAUAAUACUGCUGAGGUGUUUCCCGUCUCAUCAAUGUCUUGUUUAUUUUUUUACAUGUAUAAAUUCCCAAAUGUUUUGUAGAUGUAAGAUGACUUGAAAGCAGGCUUGAUUGUUU